AUGGUGCCUCUAUGUGUUUGGCGAAACAUUCCUUCAUCUGCUCUAAAUAUCAAUCAUUUACGUAUAUUUGGAUGCGCUGCUUAUACUACUUUACCUGCUUCCAAUAGAGAUGGGAAAUUUGCUCCUACAGCCAUUGCUGGUAUUCACGUUGGUUAUGAUUCUGACCAUAAAGGCUAUCGUAUCUUUUAUCCUCCGUCGAAGAAAAUAUAUGUGUCUACCCAGGUGAAAUUUGAUGAAAUGGUUUUCCCAUUAGAAAAUUCCAAAGCCACGGUUGAAUCCCAUGACUUUGCUACUUCCGUGAUAGGGGGGAUUCCAGUGUAUCCAUCAACUGGUGCUGUGUUGGGGGUUCCAAGAAAAGCCAUCGAACCCAUAACUGACAGCAGUGACAAAUGCGAUGAGCCUACAGAACGUGAGUCUAGUGUAAUCUCAGAUCUGGCAGAUGAACCUGAGAUGAUUUCAGAUUCAGAAGAGUUAAGUACCACUUCCCAUGCUACAGCAGAGGAAUUACUUGCCGAGAUCAAUAAUAUUACAAAAACCCAUGAGACCACUAUCUCACAGGCUCAAGAUCAAAUUACUGCUGUCACUGACGAAAAUAAACGUCUUACUGACGCUCUCCAUUCAGCUACUAACAUGGUAGAACAGUUACGUCGCCACCCCAAGAGAAGCAAUCCUCCUCCAACGGAUAUCACACCUACGGAUGCUUUACUUCCUACUUCUCAACCCACCAAGAAGCGGGGGGUUAUGCUGGAGAACGAUCUGCCAUCAAUUCCUAUUGUCACCCAAGUCACAACACCUGACGAUCAGGUCAUUCGUGCUGUUACUCAAUCUACUGCUUCCGAACCUACUUCUCUUGAAGAACUUCAUUCAGCGGCUAUACGCUCUCAUCCUAAUUGGUCUCCAAGUGGCUUUCCAAUUGGCGAUCUUUCAAUUCCUGACUUUAAUACUACUGGUAUUACUCCUGGCUCUUUUAUUUCUGCUGAUAAUCAUGGUGGUUCAGUCAGAACUAUUAUAUCUCCUCUUUUCAACCAACUAUCAUCGAAUCCUCCAUCCCCUUCUGCAUCUGACUCUUCUUUUAUAAAUGUUUCGGCUCAGCACUUAGCAUUAAGUGCUGUUGCAACGGCCUUUUCUUCUCAAGGCCUACUAUCUGCUGCUCCCAAUACCAUUAAACAAGCCAUGGCUCGCCUCGAUGCUAACAUCUGGCGGGCUGCGUGUGAAAAAGAACUAAAUGCUUUUCAAAAGCAAUCUACUUUUAAACUUGUUCCUGCUCCAGGUGACGCUCGUCCUUUAGGUACUCGUUGGGUAUUCACCCUUAAGAGUAACAAUACUGCCAAAGCUAGGCUAGUUGCUCAAGGUCACCGACAACGUGCGAGUAUUGACUAUACAGAAACAUUUUCGCCGGUUAUUCAUUAUGCGUCAGUUCGGGUAUUUCUGGCGCUUUCUGCUACUAUGAGUUAUUUGAUUCACCAGAUGGAUGUUGACACAGCUUUCCUAAAUUCUAAAUUGGAUGAACCUGUGUACGUUCGUCAGCCUCCUGGAUUUAUUGACACCAAUCAUCCUGAUUGGGUGUGGAGACUAGAGGGGGAUGUACGGGUUGAAGCAAUCGCCGCUACUACGGAAUAA
This is a messenger RNA of Kazachstania africana CBS 2517, 1620 nucleotides long. RefSeq lists its product as uncharacterized. Lineage: Eukaryota; Fungi; Ascomycota; Saccharomycetes; Saccharomycetales; Saccharomycetaceae. Bases 1 to 1620 code for a protein of 539 amino acids. The record is from RefSeq and is a predicted model, not a curated record. The transcript has a single exon.